This is a messenger RNA of Chondrus crispus (carragheen), 495 nucleotides long. The record is from the annotation of a RefSeq genome assembly. NCBI's taxonomy places the organism in Eukaryota, Rhodophyta, Florideophyceae, Gigartinales, Gigartinaceae.
AUGAAAUCAGUUAUUACUACUAUAAUCAGCGCUGCUGAUGCUGCUGGUCGUUUCCUGACUAGCUCAGAUCUUGAAUCAGUUCAAGGAAAUAUUCAACGUGCGGGUGCAAGAUUAGAAGCAGCUGAAAAACUUGCAAAUAAUCAUGAAGCUGUUGUAAAAGAAGCUGGAGAUGCUUGUUUUGCUAAAUAUUCAUUCUUAAAAAAUUCAGGUGAAGCUGGAGACAGUCAAGAAAAAGUCAAUAAAUGCUAUAGAGAUAUAGAUCAUUAUAUGCGUCUAAUUAACUAUGCUUUAAUUGUUGGUGGAACAGGACCUUUUGAUGAGUGGGGUAUCGCUGGUGCACGUGAAGUUUACAGAGCAUUAAAUCUACCAUCUGCUUCUUAUCUUGCUGCAUUUGUAUUUACUCGUGAUAGAUUGUGUGUACCUAGAGAUAUGUCAGCACAAGCAGGCUUAGAAUAUGGUGCUGCUCUAGAUUAUGUUAUCAAUUCACUAUCUUAA